GCACAUCCACCAAUUGACCCAAUGCCCGGUUCCUCGACGUUCAAACAACCCGCUUCGCGUAUGUGACAUGAUCGUCUUCAGGAUCGGUUCUCAAGAUGACGGCAAGAAACAACUCCAUCCCGCCCCUGGCCGGGCAUGCGACCACUGCAGAUACCGGAAGAUGAAAUGCGACAGACGAGAGCCGUGCCGUCCCUGCCGGGACACACAAUCACCCUGCACGUAUGUCUUUAUGCCAAAGCGCAAAGGUCGACCGCCUCGAAAGGAUCGACAGCACAGCAAGACGAAGCACCAGCAGGCUAAACUACGGGACCAGCCAUCAUUAGCUUCAGCAUGUUCAUCAUCACCCAGAAAUGGACUACACAACCCUCCAGACUCCGGCUCGAAGGUGGCAAUCACCUCUCCUCCGAACGAACUGCCAGUCCUAAGACACUGGAAUCGUGCUGGCACUCUGUUUGAAAACAGCCUCGAAGCCUCCACCUUGACAGCAUCAGCGGAAAGCAUGCCACAAGCCGGGGGUGGCCCAUUCCCUAUUCCGUCCAACUCAUUGGAAAGCCACCAACCUGGUCUGGAGGCACAACCCCAGGAAGUGAACAUCGCAACCGCAUAUCCCGUCUCAGAAUACGCCCAUUGGACAAGGGUGUUUCUUCUACGACUGUAUCCGGUCUUUCCCAUCAUGGACCCAGGCUGCUUGCUCAGCAAACUAGCGCUGCCGCAGGGGCUGGUGUCACCGAGCCUUGGCAGGUUCUUUGCCGCCAUGUCCGCUGCUGUCAUUGUUCAGUUGAAUCUCACAGACCCGAACGUGACCGGCUCGACGUCGCUCAGACUUCUGGACAGGUCUUACAUCGAAGAUGCGGAUGAGUGGACAAUUAUGGAGUCAUUUUUCAUAUUCUCCUACUAUGGGAAUUGCAACACGAGUAAGCAAGCGUGGUACCACUUGAGAGAGGCGAUCAGUUUCGCUCUAGCGUUGGGCCUGAACCGAGAGGAGUCUUACAGCGAUCCGAGCUUGGAAGUCAAUGAACGGAGGAGGCGCCUUUACUGGGCAUACUGCCUUCAGCACCGAACAACGCCCAUAUUAAGAGCAUCCAUCGCCUUGCCUAGGAUAUAUGAUGGCGCGGAUGAGCCAACGCUGUCCGGCUUUGUCAAGUUGGCAAGGCUGUUCAACACCAUAGACACUGAUUUUGUAUGCUCCUGGAGCGAAGGUUAUCUCAAAGGAAGUAACGACUCAGUGGCUAGACUGUUAGAUCCGGAUCAAUUCUCCACCAUGUCUCUGGCGUCUAUCAUUGAUGAGACCCAGAGGGUCGACGUGGCGGUCACACAAUGUUGGCUCCGAACUCUCGUUUGCCAGCUUCAAAUCCGUUCCAACGAGUCGCAUGGCCGGGGGACGGCCACUUCGGUACGUGCUGCGGCGCGUGACUUGCUUAAUUGCUUCAGCGCUGCCAGACUGGAGAUCUUAGGAUCUCACGGUAUUGGCAUGGAACAAAAAAUAUCGGAUAUUGCAGGUUUUCUCUGUGACUUAUUGCCCAGGCAACCACCAGAACAACUGAUUGGGGAUAUGGAUUCUAUCCCUAAUCUUCUGCACAGCUUCAUGUGUCUGCUAGCCAACUUCCGAAACCAGGAGUCUUGCUACCUAGGUCCAUUAGCCGAGAGAGCCACGGCGUUGCUGAUGCAAAGAGGGAUAGGCAGAGCCAUUGAGUCGUGUGACGAAGUAGAGCAAGAAGGGUAUGGCAGUGAUGACGAGGUGCCAGACGGGGUCUGGCAGAACGUCCCAUAAGGGGCUUACUAUCGAAUGCAAUGCGAUUCAUCAAGCU
Molecule: messenger RNA, 1808 nt
Organism: Verticillium dahliae VdLs.17
Lineage: Eukaryota; Fungi; Ascomycota; Sordariomycetes; Glomerellales; Plectosphaerellaceae
Exons: 4
Coding region: 68-1771 (567 amino acids)
Biological process (GO): regulation of DNA-templated transcription; DNA-templated transcription
Molecular function (GO): DNA binding; zinc ion binding; DNA-binding transcription factor activity, RNA polymerase II-specific
Source: RefSeq, a predicted model, not a curated record